Molecule: messenger RNA, 990 nt
Organism: Phytomonas sp. Hart1
Lineage: Eukaryota; Euglenozoa; Kinetoplastea; Trypanosomatida; Trypanosomatidae
Source: the annotation of a GenBank genome assembly
AUGACGGACGAACUCUUUGACGCGCGCAACGCCCUGGUGAUUGGGAACUACGACCAGGUCAUUUCCGAGUGCGGAAAUGUUCGGGCGUCACAGCCCAAAGGCGAGGACCUCGCGCGGUUUACCCUUGAGCAGGAACACCUCGUCGCCUGCGCUCAGAUCGGCCUGGGCCAGUACGACGGCGUCACACGGCGCUACCACACCGCAACAGACCCACGUCUUCGGGCUCUGUCCGACUACGCCAAGCUGUACGCCGAGAUGGGGAAGGACCCCUUGCGGGUAGAUUUGAACACGGCGCUGAGUCCUGCCGCACAGGAGGCCCUGACGCGUCUGACCACCGCGGCGGCGGAGCCGAAGCCUCGGCAGCUUUCCAUCGCGAUCCUCGCCGGAUCGGCGCUGCUGCUGGUUCACGACUACGGCGCCGCGGUGGUGCUUGCGCGGAAGUGGUUAAAAGAGCUUGAGGCGCCGAACAGCGCGCUCGAAGCGCAUCAACAUAUUGAGCUCCAUGCGCUUAUUGUGGAGGGCCUCAUCCAGCUUAACCAAAUAGACCAGACUGGCUGCGAGGUCGCGGCAAUGGAGAAGGUGAACGAUGAGGCUUUGAUCACCCUGCUCUACAUCGGUAUCCAUGCGCUGUACGUAGCUCAGAAGACCCAGCAAAAGGAGUUUUAUCAGAAAGCCCUCGACUCGUUUACGGAUGUUAUAGAGCGCACCGGUAAUACCGUAAGACUUUUAAAUUUAAUCGCUCUUUCUCUUAUGGGAUUGCAGAUGUACGACAAGGCGAAAAGAGCCUUGCUAGACGCGCUCUCUAUCAAAUCGAGUGACGAGAACACGUUGGUGAACCUGGCGGUGGUUUCAGCUCAUUUAGAAAGUCAAGAUGAUGAGAUGGAACGGUACCUUACAGAAGCGUCAAGUGUAGGUGGUUUUUGGGGUAAGCAGUAUGCGCACAUGUCGGACAUUUUUGAUAUGGCGGCAGCUAACCACAUGGGGAAAUGA